Bipolaris zeicola 26-R-13 is the source of this 774-nucleotide messenger RNA. RefSeq lists its product as uncharacterized. NCBI's taxonomy places the organism in Eukaryota, Fungi, Ascomycota, Dothideomycetes, Pleosporales, Pleosporaceae. Bases 1 to 774 code for a protein of 257 amino acids. Gene Ontology annotation, molecular function: hydrolase activity, acting on ester bonds. The transcript is spliced from 3 exons. The record is from RefSeq and is a predicted model, not a curated record.
AUGCCCGAGUUUGUGCUCUUUGGUGAUUCGCUCACUGAGUGGGGCUUUAGCGAGACUACUCAGGGCUUCGGCCGUUUUCUUCAGCAAAAGUACCAGUACAAGGUGGGGAUCGUGAAUGAAGGUAGAGCAGGCUACACAAGCUCCGACCUGCAAGAUGACUUUGCCCGCAUAAUACGCAGCACAACAGCUUCAGGCGCAACGCAGACUCUCCUCUUUACCAUCUUCCUCGGCGCAAACGACGCCUGUAUCGGCUUGCAAGGCGCCGAGUAUGUACCAUGGCCCGUCUUCUCUGAGAAUAUCCGCGGCUUCCUCGACACUAUCCUCACAGAGCAGGCCAUGGACAAUACCAAAAUCGUUCUCAUCACGCCACCGCCAAUUAACAGUCAGGUUGAGGCUAUCAGCAAAAACAUGUCCAAGGCGGAGGUCGAGCAGGAAAAUUGCAAGAGGAAGCAAAUGCUCGGGUAUAGGACGUACAUGAACAAGAAGCGGUACGCCGAGGGAGUGAUGAAGAUUGCAAAAGAGUACGAGGAGACGCAGAGGGUGGUGGGGUUGAACUUUUGGCAGGACAUUGUGGAUGCGCUGGCAAAGGAGGAGGGAUGGGAGUACAACGCCGAAUUGCCGCCGGGCUGCGGCUUACUUGGCUCAAAGUCGUUUCCAAAGGGAUGGUUUACCGAUGGGUUGCAUUUGGAUGUCAAGGGCUACGCGGUAUUGAACAAGGGGCUGUUCAACCUUGUGAUUGAGAAAUGGCCCGAAUUGGCACCUGAGAAGCUAUAG